GUGCACGCGCUGAGCCAUACUGUCCAUUCUAGGCUCUCGUGUGCAGUACACCCUUAUCAUAUAAAACCAGACGCCGCCUUUGUUUACACCAAAGUUUAGUGAGAGAGCUCCACAGUUCAAGUUCACACCAGCUUGCCCGUCUUUUCCCACACUUGGUUGGAUAAAGGAGACGCAAACAUGGUGGCGAUGACAAAAAGGAUUAAAACUUUUCAGAUCAUUUUUGCGGAUCCCAGUAAGACAUUUUACUGCGGAGGUGAUAGAUUAUGUGGACGCGUGGAAGUGGAAGUCAGUGAGGUUACCCGCGUGUCUGCCCUGAAAAUGCUGGGCCUUGGAUGCGCAAAGGUGGAAUAUGCCAAAGGAAAGCAGCGAUGCAGACAAGAGGCAGAAUACCUUCGACACGAGGAGGUCCUGCGUUUAGACAGCCAGCCGACAGAUGCCGAUGGGUCUGUCAUCUUAAGACCCGGAAACAAGUAUGAAUACUCUUUUGGAUUUGAGCUUCCUCAGAAUGGGCAGUUGGUGUCAUCAUACAAAGGGAAGUUUGGUUACGUCCAAUACUAUGUUAAGGCUUCACUGGAGAGGCCACAUCAGCCUGUCCUUGAGUGCAAGAAAACAUUUGAGGUGGAAGAACCACUGGAUGUAAACACGCCAGACCUGCUGUGUCCCACAGGUGGCUCCAAAGAAAAGAAAGUGACCUGUAUGUUCAUCCCAGACGGCCAGGUGUCACUGAAUGCCAAAAUUGACCGUCGAGGCUUCUGCGAGGGAGAAGAUAUCUGCAUCAAUGCAAAGUUUGAGAACACUUGCUCUAGAAUUGUGGUGCCCAAAGCAGCGAUCAUUGCCAAGCACACUUACCUGGCCAAUGGUCGUACCAAAGUGUUUCGGCAAAAGUUGUCCGCUGUGAGGGGGAACCACAUUAUCUCUGGCAUGUGCGAUGCCUGGUUGGGCAAGUCCAUCAGGGUGCCUAAGAUCAAACCGUCUAUGCUGGGCUGCAACAUGAUCCGUGUGGAGUAUGCCCUCAUGAUUUAUAUCCACAUCCCUGGCAGUGAGAAGCUUAUUUUGGAGCUACCCUUGGUUAUUGGAACACCUGGCCUGGGCAGCCGUAGCAACAGUGUGAGCAGUCAAGAGGGUUCCAUGAGUAACUCGUCCCAAAGCUGGGUGUCCCUCCGCAUGCCCUCAAAUCCCCCCAGCUACUGUGACAUCUCCAGGGACUGCUCGAUGGACCAGCCCCUCACACCACUGCUAGAUGACAUCGAUGGUGAUGGUGAUGACAGCCCUAUAUUCAUAAACCCACCUCGCUUUGAAUACCCAUUGCCACCUGCAUACACAGAGACAGAGGAAGAGUACAAUGGCAACGCUCGCAUGUUGCCGGUGUGCUGAACACCACCGACUCAGUGGUCCAACAGUUGGGACCAUAAAUGAAGCACU
Periophthalmus magnuspinnatus is the source of this 1422-nucleotide messenger RNA. RefSeq names its product thioredoxin interacting protein a (gene txnipa). Bases 178 to 1374 code for a protein of 398 amino acids. Gene Ontology annotation, cellular component: cytoplasm. Gene Ontology annotation, biological process: protein transport. The transcript is spliced from 6 exons. The record is from RefSeq and is a predicted model, not a curated record. Gene Ontology annotation, molecular function: ubiquitin protein ligase binding. NCBI's taxonomy places the organism in Eukaryota, Metazoa, Chordata, Actinopteri, Gobiiformes, Gobiidae.